CGCUGUGCCAUGGCAGCGGUGACGUCACCCGUGCAUUGACUCGCGCUGGCUGAGAGCGAGAGGUUGAACAGACCGAGGGUUAGAGAGCAGCAGCAGCAGCAGCCUGGGCCCACGGACAAAAACUCACCGAAAAGGAUUUACAUUCGCUACGUAUCGUCCUACCAAUCCGAGUUUGCAAAGAGAGUGUGUUUUCCUGCGUUCCUAAAGCCCGAUCUGUCAGGAGUUACAGCGAGUGGGACUCGAUGAAAGAUGACAGAGGAGGUGAUUGUUAUAGCCAAGUGGGACUACACAGCUCAGCAAGACCAGGAACUGGACAUCCGGAAGAACGAGCGCCUGUGGUUGCUGGAUGAUUCCAAGACCUGGUGGAGAGUCCGCAACGCAUCCAACCGCACCGGCUACGUCCCCUCUAAUUACGUGGAGCGCAAAAACAGUCUGAAGAAAACCUCACUAGUGAAGAACCUGAAGGACACACUCGGCCUUGGAAAAACGAAAAGGAAGACUAGUGCCCGUGAUCCAUCUCCCACACCCAGCACAGAGGCAGAGUACCCAUCCAAUGGCAGCGCAGGAGGCGGUGGAGUGGGCGGGGCCGAGCGGAUCUACGACCUCAACAUUCCCGCACUUGUAAAGUUUUCUUACUCAGCUGAGCGUGAAGAUGAACUCAACCUCAUUAAAGGGGAGAGGGUGGUCGUCAUGGAGAAGUGCAGCGAUGGCUGGUGGAGGGGUAGCCAUGCCGGCCGUGUUGGCUGGUUCCCAUCCAACUACGUCCAAGAGGAGAUGGGAUACGCAGACAACGAUGGGGUCUUUGGGGACUCGUUGGGGGGCUUCCGGUCUUUAAAGGUUGGGCAAGGGGCGGCGAUGGCCAACGGCCGACCGGGAGGCUCUGGGAACUCCGUUCUGCAUGUGGUCCAGACUCUGUACCCCUUCAGCUCAGUAACAGAGGAGGAACUGAACUUUGAGAAGGGUGAGACGAUGGAAGUUUUGGAAAAGCCAGAGAACGACCCAGAGUGGUGGAAGUGUAAAAACAGUCGCGGCAUGAUCGGUCUUGUGCCCAAGAACUAUGUGGUAGUGCUCAGUGAUGGGCCAAUAGCGAAGGGUUUAGGGUCAAGUCAUGGCUCCCCUCACAUCAGUCACACAGUUCCCUCACGUACAGGCAAAUUUGCUGGAAAGGAUUGGUACUAUGGUAACGUGACACGGCACCAAGCUGAGUGUGCACUUAAUGAGAGAGGAGUGGAAGGGGACUUUCUGAUACGGGACAGUGAGUCAUCGCCUAGUGAUUUCUCCAUUUCUCUGAAGGCUGUGGGGAAGAACAAGCACUUCAAGGUGCAGCUGCAGGACGGAGUGUACUGCAUCGGUCAGCGGCGUUUUAGCAGUAUGGAUGAGCUUGUAGAGCACUACAAGAAAGCGCCCAUCUUCACCAGUGAGCAAGGAGACAAACUCUAUCUCGUCAAGUCCCUUGCUUGAAUUUGUCGCAGACGUUACCUCUCCCCCAUGCACCUCCGUUCCCUUCUUUUUCUCUUCCUGCGCACUCCUCUGACUUUACUAAAUUCUUGAAAGAGGGGAUGAAGCUCUUUUCAGAAGCAACUUCAAGGACUGUUUGACAUUUCAAAGCCCAAUUGCCUCCACUCCUGUAGGGAGCAGUAGCAACGUAUCAUUCUUUUAAACAGAGAUGUCCGUCCUUGCUAUACGUGCCCUGUUUGUUUUUGUUUUUAAAUGAUUUACAGUCACUUUGAAGGUUUUGGUAAAGAAAAACAGAAUGGGGUUUCACUGAACAACAUCUGUACUCUCUCCCGGCCUUUGGACAGCUGUUUUUCUGCUUUUCCUGUUCCUGGUUAAUCUACAACCUCAACUCACAUUAUAUUGGUUUACAUUUCUCUGCCCAAAAGAGCAUUAUAGUGUUUACACUUGCAGCUCUUGUACUGAAUUAGCAGAGGAGAAUAGAUUCAUGUGCAUGUCUUAACCUUGAUCCUUCAGAGCAGGCGAGCAUUUGUAAUUUGGUUCCCAACAGAUGGUUUGUCUCCAUUCACACAGCUCAUCCGAAGGCCAUGCAACUUCAUGUAUGUUCACACUGCAGCUGCCUAUUGCAUUACACUGUCUGAAUCUGAAUCCAAACUAGUAUUUGAGAUGACAGUCAGAUUUCACCCUGAAAUAAAGCGGUGCUGUCCCAUUCGUUGAGCCUUUACAAACACUGUUUUUGCAUCUACAGUCCCGUCCUUCAUACAUGAAGGCAAUGCGAACAUACGCAGCUUCCAGGUAUUUCUCUUGGAUCCGAGUCGCUUCAGGGUUUCUUCAGAAUCAGGGUACUUCAUAAAGGGAGAAAAAUAUUAAUAAAGACGGCGAUGAAGAGAGAGAUUGUAGCUUCUAAGAGAGAGCAGUUUCUGUAGACAAGGAGAGAUUUUGAAUGUGUGUCCUUUCAACCAAAUGUGCCACCCACUUCCAGUUCUGCUACUAUUGAUGUCUUAUUGCACCUCACCAACAAGUCUUCUCUGCUCUCAGUAACACAUAGUUGAUUGUGAACACUAAUUCACAUGAUAAAACAUGAUUUUAUUUCUUUACUUUUGUCAAUUACUCGACGUCUGUUUACCAAUAAGUGUGUUGGACAAGGGGUUUUCAGAUUAUUUUUUUUUAAAUCUAUUUGUCUGAAUGUUAUUGAGCAAUGUUAUUUAAUUCCUCUUUCCACUGUAUGUACAUAUAUAUAUUAAAAAAAGAUAUGGUGCAUAUAUGAAUCGUUUAGAUCCAGCAUUAUGGUACUGUAUUGAGGACAGUGUGGUGAGAAUUGAAAUACUUUUGUUCAAUAAAAGUUUUGCAAAAUAACUUAAAAGGA
Molecule: messenger RNA, 2821 nt
Organism: Labeo rohita (rohu)
Lineage: Eukaryota; Metazoa; Chordata; Actinopteri; Cypriniformes; Cyprinidae
Gene: nck2a
Product: NCK adaptor protein 2a
Exons: 4
Coding region: 250-1461 (403 amino acids)
Biological process (GO): negative regulation of endoplasmic reticulum stress-induced eIF2 alpha phosphorylation; positive regulation of endoplasmic reticulum stress-induced intrinsic apoptotic signaling pathway; negative regulation of PERK-mediated unfolded protein response
Molecular function (GO): protein binding
Source: RefSeq, a predicted model, not a curated record